Messenger RNA from Phyllopteryx taeniolatus (common seadragon), 3803 nucleotides. RefSeq names its product 1-acylglycerol-3-phosphate O-acyltransferase 3 (gene agpat3). The record is from RefSeq and is a predicted model, not a curated record. Gene Ontology annotation, cellular component: endoplasmic reticulum; endomembrane system. Gene Ontology annotation, molecular function: 1-acylglycerol-3-phosphate O-acyltransferase activity. Bases 622 to 1755 code for a protein of 377 amino acids. The transcript is spliced from 11 exons. NCBI's taxonomy places the organism in Eukaryota, Metazoa, Chordata, Actinopteri, Syngnathiformes, Syngnathidae.
UUGGUAAUUGUGGCGUAGUGACGAGUUGAAGAAGGCAGGUGUAUUGCAGGUUUUGAUUUACUAGUCUUAUUUUUUUUUUUUUUUACUUACCGGAAUGUGUUUUGGGGAGGGUGGUCUGGACUGACCGGAUGGACAUCUUCAGAGGGGGGGCUUUGAAGGAAAUGUGGCGCUUUAACCGACAAACAAUAGUGCUCUUGAAAAUCGCAUGACCUCAAGUCAUAUUUGUACCAUCUCUGUUAAGCCACGAGAGAAAGAGGGGCUUCGUAAAUGGUUCCAGUUUUUUUUAACAACCUCACAAGGCCGAGAACCCGUGACUGAAUAAUUGCCGAAUCUGCGCUGCUGGCUUCACUCCCAAGUGGUCCAUUUGCAGGUCAUUACGCCAACAGAGAUCGGAUGUUUGGACUUGAUGACAUCAAUUGACUUGCGACACAGAUAGUCACGUGUGACAGUAUUUUAUCAUUCUAACUCCUGGAUCCAUUCUGUCUAUUGGCCAUGGAGACUGAGCUGAGGACUGUAGUAUUGGCCGAAGGACCGUGCAAACGAGGCUUAUAAAAAGGAUACCAUCGUGGUUGGUCAUCGUGUGUAGAGUGGAGCCUCAUCAGCUCCCUUGGCUUCUCAAGCAUGGCUCUCCUGGCCUACAUCAAGAGCCUGUUCAUACUUCAAUUGUUGAUGGGCUUUGUAUUUGUUGUGAGCGGCCUCAUCAUAAACUUCAUCCAGCUGUGCACGUGCGUCAUCUGGCCAUUCAACAAGCAGCUCUAUCGCAGAAUCAACUGCCGCCUCGCGUACUCUCUCUGGAGCCAGCUGGUGAUGCUGCUGGAGUGGUGGUCCGGCACAGAAUGCACCCUGUACACGGAUCAGGCUACGGUGGACAAAUUUGGCAAAGAACAUGUCAUCAUCAUUCUCAACCACAACUAUGAGAUCGACUUCCUGUGUGGCUGGACCAUGUGUGAAAGAUACGGUGUCCUGGGGAGUUCAAAAGUCCUAGCCAAACAUGAGCUGCUGAAGGUUCCACUAAUUGGCUGGACCUGGUACUUCUUAGAAAUAGUUUUUUGCAAGAGAAAGUGGGAGGAGGACCGCAAAACUGUCUUCAGUGCACUUGACAGGCUUAAAGACUAUCCUGAACAUAUGUGGUUCCUGCUUUAUUGUGAAGGUACCCGCUUUACAGAGAAGAAGCACCAGAUAAGCAUGCAGGUUGCAGAGAGUAAAGGCCUGCCCAAGCUCAAAUAUCACCUUCUGCCACGUACCAAGGGGUUCACCACCACGCUGAAGUGUCUCAAGGGCACAGUGACCGCCGUUUAUGACGUGACACUCAACUUCAAAGAUAAGCAGACGCCAACUCUCCUGGGCAUCGUCAAUGGCAAGAAAUACAAAGCUGACAUGAGCAUAAGACGCUUCCCAGUGGAAGAGAUCCCAGAUGAUGAGGCCAAGUGUGCCAACUGGCUGCAUAAGCUCUACCAGGAGAAGGAUGCCUUACAGGAGACAUACAGCAAUCAAGGCAAAUUCCCGGGGCCCACAAUCAUCCCUCCUCGUCGACCGUGGACGCUUCUCAACUUCCUAUUCUGGGCCACGCUGCUGCUCUCGCCACUUAUCAAUUUUGCGUACGGAGUGGCGGUCAGCGGCUCUCCACUUCUCAUCAUUGGCUUCAUCAUCUUCCUCAUUAUAGCCUCCAUUGCGAUUCGCCGCCUGAUCGGUGUCACCGAGGUCAAAAAGACGGGCUCCAGUUACGGCGACCAGGAGACCAAGAAACAAAACUAAAGGCGCGUCACCUCGGCCCGACUCCGCUAUCCCUUCCACUGUCCAAUCGGUCGCUAGGUCGGUGAGGAGACCACAAUAGAGAGCAGUCUUAGACAUACUAAUGAGUAAGAGCACUGGAGGUCCACAAAACAUGAGGAGGGGGGGGGGGGGGGGGGGGGGGGGAGUGUGGUACUGCAUCUCAAGCCAACUAGUGACCCACUUUCCACAGCCAAACCCCGUUAAUCCCGGCGAUCUUAAACCUCUCACCUCCUAACCUACUUGCGGUCACAUGGAAGACCGCAAACUUAGCCCGCGUCCUGCUUUGCACUACCUCCCCCCCAACCCCACUUCCUGUCUGUCGGCAAUUAGGGAGUGGCAGCGUAGUCUUGGUCAGAAAAGGGCCCCCCUCCCCACACUUCACGCACCUGUUUUCCUUCUUUAAAGCACUACUUCAACCAUGGAAACCGUUCACCUUCAGCCAUUGAGUCAUGCACAUAGAUACAGAAAUGUAUGAACCGCCCCCAACCCGCACCUUAUUUUCUGGAGGCUAAUUUUGCAGUGAUCUCUUAAUUUUGCAGUGAUCUCUUAAUUUUUCCCAGAGCUGUACUUCCUGCCCCCCCGCCCCCACCAACAUUAUAUUAUUAUUUUUUUAUUUUUUAUUUUUUUUUAAUAUAGACAACUCCCCUUGCCCCUCAAACACUGCAGCUUGUCAGAUGGCAGCCACAACAGGUGAAGUCAUGGGGGUGUUGUGCUGCCAGAUUCCAGACAAAAAGUCACCAGCUGUUGCCUCGAAGCCUCACCCACGCAGCUGUUGACAUAAUAUUUGGUGGCCACAUAUAGACUGUAGUAGUGAUAAGUUAACCUUUGCCUUAAUUCAAGCUUGCUCAGGCAAGGUGCCGGCGUCCUCCCUCCACCACUUCCGACCAUGUCAAACAAUGACUCACUGAACAUUGCAACAUGUCCUGCUAACCUGUCGUGAGUAACACGAAGCUGCUUAGACGUGGCAAACCAGGGAAAUUAAGUUUAGUAACCACAUUUCACCGUUUGUUGUUCUUUUCCGAGUGAAAUCCCAGCUGCUGCUGUACAUAGUGUGCUAACUUUUCCCCAAGCACGUUACAUAUUCCGCUCACUUUCACGUCCCCCAUGUAGCGUCCAUCCAAACCUUUCUUUCGUUUCGUCCACCCUGCGUACUUCCUCUUGCGACAGAAUUAUCUCCACCUGUACAGAUUUCUUGCCAGCCUUAAAACUCGACACUGCUGUAUCUGAUUUAUUUCUGUUGAAUGACAAGCUGACUGAGCUCCUGGUUGCACUCAAUGGCAUACUUGUGAAAACUGGUAGACUUGUGAAAGCUGGUGUACGUUUGCAGCCACUGGUAUAUUUGUUAAAACUGCUAUACCUCCUAUCACUGGCAUACUUGUGAAAACUGGUAUACUCACACUCACUGGUAUCCUGUGGAAACUUGGUAUAUUCACACUUACUGGUAUACUUGUGAAAACAAGCUUACUUGUCCUGGCUGGUUUACGUGUGAAAACUGGUGAGUGCACUCAUGCAAACUGAUAUGCUCGUACUCACUGGUAUAUUUGUGACAGCUGGUAUACUUGCUCUCACUGGCUUGUGAAAACUGGUAUAUUCGCACUCACUGGUAUACUUGUGAAAACGAGUAUACUUUUGAAAGACGGUAUACUUGCACUCACUGGUAUACUUGUACUCGCCUGUAUACAGUAUUUGUGAAAACUGGUAUACUUAUGAAAAGCUUUAGUUGCUCAUCUGGUCACCUUUUGCUUGAAUCGAGCAGACUGGCCACAGUUUAUGGUGCAAUUCUAUCACAAGAGAAGGGACGCAGGUAUUUGACACUGGAAUUUUUUAGUCAGUCAAUAAAAAUGACUUGCUUUUAUUUUCUUCUGAAAACACUGGCAUAUUAAGAAAAUGAAAAUCACUCAUCCUCACGCGUUGUCAUCCGCUUCUUGGUUUGUUUGUUUGUUUCCGAGGCUGUUUUUGUUUUGUUUUGUUUUGUUUUUUGGUCCGUCACCAACACCUCCUCACCUGUUAUUAAAAACUUUAAUCACCAA